Molecule: messenger RNA, 3043 nt
Organism: Tripterygium wilfordii
Lineage: Eukaryota; Viridiplantae; Streptophyta; Magnoliopsida; Celastrales; Celastraceae
Product: phospholipid:diacylglycerol acyltransferase 1-like
Exons: 7
Coding region: 653-2683 (676 amino acids)
Biological process (GO): lipid metabolic process
Cellular component (GO): cytoplasm
Source: RefSeq, a predicted model, not a curated record
CAGGGACGAAAAUGUUUCAACGAAAUUAUAUUUAUAAAUCUACCAUCAUAUCAUAUUCUUGAACAUUCAGAGCUCGAAUAUACCAGAAAGCCAGAAAUUUCCAGCUUGCUGACGAAAAGCAUGAUCGCACCGCUGUCUACAGAGCAUGCAUAAAGGCACUAGGCACGGCUCACCAAUAGACGCCACAACGAUCGCUGUAUCUGGUUCUGACCAGGAACAACAGCUUUUUGGCUGUUAUUGGCGAUCCAAUCACCUACUCCUCCAUACUAUAAAAUGUCAAUAUAUACCUCCUUUCAUAGCCGCCGAUCUCGACCCAGGUGUCUCUGAUUGAUUUGCCACCGUCAACUCAAAAAUGCCGUACCCCGCUUCUACAGAAAACUCGGGUUCCCGAUCAUGCGGUUACUCCGCCACGCGUUGACUGUGUCCAUUGGCUCCCACGUCGGUGAUAAAUCAGAGCCAAUAAUAUGCUUACACGUUUCUCCCGGCUGCGCUACUCUCUGUUCGUUCCUCGCCGGUCACCGACGUUGAUGAUUGAUUUAACAGACGACGUAAAUUUCCGAUAUUAGAAUUUAGUAGGUUCUGGUGCCAUUAUUGAACAAUCUGAGCUGCUCGCUCACAUCAUUUAUAGUUUCUGGUUUUAUUCGGUGAAACGAUGUCGUUUUUGCGGCGCAGAAAGGUCCCGGAGGGGUUAAAGUCGCAAAAUUCAGAUUUUCAGAUUGAUAGGGAAGAUGACAAUAAGAAAGAAAAAGAGAAGGAAAGCGAGAAAUCGAAGAAAAAUCAGAACGAAGAGAACAAUAAGAGGACGAAGAAUUGGUCCUGUAUUGAUAGUUGCUGUUGGUUCAUCGGUUGUAUAUGUUUGAUUUGGUGGUUCUUGUUGUUUCUAUACAAUGCAAUGCCUGCCUCGUUCCCUCAAUACGUGACGGAGGCGAUCACCGGGCCCUUGUCGGACCCACCGGGCGUGAAACUGAGGAAGGAGGGAUUGACGGCACAGCAUCCGGUGGUCUUCGUGCCUGGGAUCGUCACCGGCGGUCUCGAGCUUUGGGAGGGCCAUCAAUGUGCUGAUGGGCUUUUUAGAAAGAGACUUUGGGGCGGAAAUUUCGGUGAACUAUACAAAAGGCCUUUAUGCUGGGUAGAGCACAUGUCACUGGAUAAUGAGACUGGGCUAGACCCUCCUGGUGUACGGGUGAGGCCUGUUAGCGGGCUUGUGGCAGCUGAUUACUUCGCAGCAGGUUACUUUGUCUGGGCAGUGUUAAUUGCAAAUUUGGCCCGCAUUGGUUAUGAGGAGAAAACCAUGUAUAUGGCUGCAUACGAUUGGAGAAUAUCAUUUCAGAACACUGAGGUAAGGGACCAAACUCUGAGCAGAAUAAAAAGUAACAUAGAACUCAUGGUGACUACAAAUGGUGGGAAGAAGGUGGUGGUAAUCCCACAUUCAAUGGGUGUUCUUUACUUCUUGCAUUUUAUGAAAUGGGUUGAAGCACCUGCACCGAUGGGUGGUGGGGGUGGAUCAGAUUGGUGUGCCAAGCAUAUAAAGGCGAUAAUGAAUAUUGGAGCACCCUUUUUAGGUGUUCCAAAAGCAGUGUCUGGACUUUUCUCCUCUGAAGCCAGGGAUAUUGCCGGUGUCAGGGCAAUUGCACCAGGUGUUUUUGACAACGAUGUAUUUGGUCUUCAGACAAUGCAACACCUUAUGCGGAUGACUCGUACAUGGGAUGCAACAAUGUCAAUGAUACCAAAAGGAGGGGAAGUUAUCUGGGGUGACCUUGAUUGGUCACCUGAAGGCGGCUAUAACUGUAGUGUGAAGAAGCUGAGGAACAAUGACACUCAUGCUGCAGACAAUCAGAAAGGGGGUAUUGGGUUUCAAAAAGAUGUGAAUUAUGGGAGAAUUCUCUCAUUUGGAAAAGAUGUGGCGGAGCUUCAUUCUUCGAAGAUUCAGAGAGUGGAUUUCAGGGGUGCUGUGAAGGGCAAUAGCCUUGCAAACAACUGUGAUGUGUGGACAGAGUAUCAUGAAAUGGGUGUUGGAGGUAUCAAAGCAGUUGCAGACUAUAGAGCUUAUACUGCUGGAUCAGUUCUGGAUUUGCUUCGUUUUGUUGCCCCCAAGCUGAUGGCACGUGGAGAUGCUCAUUUUUCAUAUGGAAUUGCAGAUGAUCUGGAUGACCCAAAAUACAAGCACUACAAAUAUUGGUCCAAUCCACUAGAAACCAGACUGCCAAAUGCUCCUGACAUGGAGAUCUUCUCUAUGUAUGGAGUCGGAAUUCCCACUGAAAGAGCUUAUGUUUACAAGCUAACUCCUGUUGCUGAAUGCUACAUUCCGUUUCAAAUAGAUGCAUCAGUAGAUGGUGGAAGCGAAGACUCUUGUCUUAAAGGUGGAGUGUUUUGCGUCGAUGGGGAUGAAACAGUACCAGUUUUGAGUUCUGGUUUCAUGUGUGCAAAAGGUUGGAGAGGAAAAACCAGAUUCAAUCCUUCAGGUGCUCGCACAUUUAUAAGGGAGUAUGAUCAUGCUCCUCCGGCUAACCUUUUAGAGGGUAGAGGCACCCAAAGUGGGGCCCAUGUUGAUAUAAUGGGAAAUUUCGCAUUAAUUGAGGAUAUUAUACGAGUAGCAGCAGGGGCAACUGGAGAGGAUUUGGGUGGAGAUCGCGUAUACUCAGAUAUUUUCAAAUGGUCAGAAAAGAUCAACUUAAAGCUUUAGGUACAUGGGCUGAUACAACAUCUGCCCUUUCUCCUGUCCUUCAAGAAGUACCUGACAAAAUAUCUGCUGCUACUAGCUCAUGCUGGGUACGGUUUAGGUGCACCGUUCAGUUUGCACUGAGCCUAACAAUGGAGGACUGGGUUAUCGAAGGAACUGCAGCGAAGAUUGCCAUUGUCAACAGCUUUGUAUUAUAACCAUCAUUCUUCUCUUUUUUUUUUCUGGCAUAUUAUAGUCAUGGUUCAAUGAGAAGCAGAACAAAUUUGUGGAAUUGGUAUUAGACGUGCUUAGAUCCCACUUAAAAGAAAGUUAAAAUUUGUUAGUUUAUUAUCAUUGACCGUUGUUAAUUAUUAGAUUUUUUUU